AUGCCUGGGGGACCCUCCUUCAGGAAACAGCUCGUGGUGCUGCAGUUGGCACUGCUCUGGGCAGCCGCUCUGGGAAAGGAGGUGGUGCUGGGUGAGGUGGGCAAGACGGCCGAGCUCCCCUGCAAAUCCACCAGCCACUUCUUCAUUUGGAAGACGAAUGGCACCAAGCUUGUGAGCAAACAGAACCAGCACUGUCUGAAAGAGGGGCCAUGUCCGUGGAGCUGCCCCGCCUCUUCCAUGUGGCUUCUACUUCCAGGUCCCGUACAGCAAAACCGCUACGAGUGCAAAAAGAGCGAGUGGGAUCAAGGCUCUUUUCCUAUGAUAAUAAGGAAUCUUGAGAUGCGAGACUCCGGCAAUUACAUCUGUGAAGUGCAGACCGGGAGGAAUGAGGUUCAACUGCUGGUGUUUAAAUUGAAGAGCUCUCCAGGAACCCGUCUGCUGCAAGGGCAGAAACUGACCCUGACCUUGGAGAGCCCCGUGGGUAGCAACCCCUCAGUGCAAUGGAAGCACCCAAUGGCUAACAACAGGAAUGAGGACAAGAGCUUCUCGGUGGCCCAGGUGCAGUCCCAGCACAGUGGCACCUGGACAUGCACGGUCUCCCAGGGCCAGAAGACGCUGGAGCUCCGCGUCAACAUCCAAGUACUGUCUUUCCAGAAUGAAGCUACUAUCAUCUACAAGAAAGACGGAGAGCAGGCAAAAUUCUCCUUCCCACUGAACUUCCAAGGGGAAAACUUGAACGGGGAGCUGACGUGGCAGGAAGAGGGGACCUCCUCCCCCAGGACCUGGAUCAGCUUCUCAUUUAAGAACCAGAAGGUGACCACAACAUCGGACAGCAAGUUCCAGCUGGACAGCUCCAUGCCGCUCACCUUCACCAUGCCGCAGGCCUUGCCUCAAUAUGCUGGUUGUGGAAACUUGACCCUGCGUCUCCCAGGGGAGGGAACAGUCCAGCAGAAAGUGAGCCUCGUGGUGAUGAGAGUGGCUCAGUCGCAGAACAAGUUGCUCUGUGAAGUGUUGGGACCCGUUCCCUCCACGAUGAUGCUCAGCCUGCAGCUGGAAAACCAGACUGCAAAGAUCUCCAGGAAGCAGAAGCUGGUGCAAGUGUCCGACCUUGAGACGGGGACGUGGUUCUGCCGGCUAAGUGACAAGAGCAACGUUCUGCUUGAAUACACGGCUAAGGUUUCGCCCCCAGACCACUUCUCCAAUCAGCCCGCGAUCCUCCUGGGUGCAGGGCUGGGCGGCGGCCUCCUGCUCAUCCUCCUUGUGUGUUGCAUCUUGUGCGUCACAUGCAGGAACAGGCGGCGCAAGGCACAGCGGAUGUCUCAGAUCAAGCGGCUCCUCAGUGAGAAGAAGACUUGCCAGUGUCCCCACCGGUUACAGAAGACAUGCCACCUCGUUUGAGGGAGCUUCCAGCUCCCAGCCUCCCAGGCCACCUGCCCCUCGGCUUCCCGCUGGGCUCUGGGGAGCUGCAGACCAGACGAAUGUAGCCUGUGCCCACGCCUCUGACCACCUGUCUCCCCGUCCACAACAUGCCCCUGGGCUGCCUCCACUUGUGGUCCAAGUCCUUUGGUCAGACUCCAGUCCAGUUGGUUAGACUGUCUGGCUUCCAGCCUUCCAGAGAAGAAUCACACCACUUCUGGCCCUGUUGUCCUCGCACACAACCCCUAGCCCUUUCUGAUGAUUUCACCUUGACCUCUCCCCCACUGUCCACUUGGAGCCCAGGGGAGAGAGCACAGGACUGUCCUCUUACAGCAGAGGACCCAGAGCCAGAAGAGGCAGGGACUUUGCCCAAGCUCCCACAGCCUGUCAGGACAGACCCAGCUCCAAAGACUGCGCUCAGUUGGCAGGGCCAGAACUGGACACGCCCUGCACAUGCACAGCCACACACCUGCACACCAUUCCUUAUGAGGCAGGGGGCAUCUGUCAGCCGACACACGCGCACUGUCUAUGUGAACCUUAGGAAAACCCCCAUGGCUCUGACAGUGACAGGGCAUCUCCCGGUGUUUGGGAGGCAGAGAGGUCAUCUGAUUGCUGGACAUCACACAGUAAGUGCUAGAAUUGGGGUUGACCAGGUCUCCAGCUCCUAGUCUAGUUGUGCUACUGCUGUUUCUAGAACAGGAGGACAACUAGCACACCGGUGUUUGCAGCUGGCCGGUCACUGGCGCCCAGUGUGUACCUACGGAUUCACAGGUGCUCACCGCCUUAGAGAGGGGCCUUCCUGCAUAAAAUCCCUCGCUUGUCACCUUCUGGUGGCAGAGCCUUGUUACCAGAGAAAAAAGCCUUCCAGUUCUCCUAAUCGGAGCACAGUCCUGUGUGAGAGAGUGCCCAGCGACCUGCCACUGGUUCAGUACAGAAAGUGAGCUUUGUUAGGGGGAGGGGACUGAGAGUUAGCCAGAGGGUGAAGGCCAUCAUGGGACCUCUUGUGAAGGUAAAGGUACCUGAGCCCCAAUCUUCCCGCCCUGCAACCUCCCUGGUGGCCUGAAACCAUUCAGAAGGGAGAAGCAUGGGAUCCAUUCGGAGGGUUCCUCCCACCCUCCUCGGCCCCUCAUUUCCUCUUCCUCAGCCCUCCCCAACUCACACACCUAUUUCCCUGUCCAGCUUGCCUCUUCCAGAGAACCCCCUGGUGGCUGUCAGGGAUCCCCAUUGCCUACCUUGUCCCCUUCCCCACCCCACCCCUGCCUCGG
This is a messenger RNA of Echinops telfairi (small Madagascar hedgehog), 2681 nucleotides long. RefSeq names its product CD4 molecule (gene CD4). The record is from RefSeq and is a predicted model, not a curated record. The transcript has 9 exons. Gene Ontology annotation, biological process: positive regulation of ERK1 and ERK2 cascade; interleukin-15-mediated signaling pathway; T cell activation. NCBI's taxonomy places the organism in Eukaryota, Metazoa, Chordata, Mammalia, Afrosoricida, Tenrecidae. The coding region runs from base 1 to 1398 and encodes 465 amino acids. Gene Ontology annotation, cellular component: external side of plasma membrane; membrane raft. Gene Ontology annotation, molecular function: MHC class II protein binding; protein tyrosine kinase binding; coreceptor activity.